AUGAGGCAUAUCAUCUUCUGCAACGGACCAUUCCUUUUUGUUGUUUGCGGCAACGAUAAAUCGCUGAGGGUCUUCGUUUAUAACUCUAAGACAAGGCUUUUAGAGCACUCUUCAAUUAUUGUUCCGCUGGAAUUGAUGUGCGCCGGCGUUGUGGAAGAUGAUGUUUUCUUGUUCGGCAAGAAACCCUCUGUUUCCUUUAACGAUGAACCAGUUUACAAAAGCUUCAACUUUCGCACGAGAAACUGGGCUGACUCACCUCUUCAUAGGCUGGGGAUGGAUUCCACGUUUGGUUCCAUAGGGGCCCCGGCCAGGUCAUCAGAAACCAUCGGUUCUAAUAUAUACCUGAUGCGUCGAGCCAAAAUGAGUGUUUACAACAUCCAAACUGGGCUUACGAGUACGCCGUGCUGGGUCCCUCACCCUCUCCGUCAUCCUACAACUUGUGUAUUUCACGGUAUCCUCAUCUCUUACGACGUACAACAUGGUGUUCUUAACUGGUACGAUUCUGACAUGAAGUCGUGGAGACUAGUGCUUAACUUUAGACUGGAACGAAGACGGGUGAGAAGCGCAAGUGCAGGUCUUGGGCUGUUGAACGGAGAUCUUGCCCUUGUGUGGACUCAGAUCUGUUACAAUCGAAGUUCCUCCCAAAGCCAGGAGGAGGUGUGGUGCACAAAGGUUUGCUUACGCCGCAAACCAGAUGGUAACUUAGAAGGUUCUGCUUACUCUGCUCAGCAUUUAGAAACUAUACCAUAUGGGUAUAAGAUUAACAUGUAUCUGUCGGUCUCUCCUUAUCGUCCUUUUCGACCAGCAAUGCCUGCUCUGUAUUUUGAUGAUGUUUAG
Camelina sativa (false flax) is the source of this 837-nucleotide messenger RNA. Its product is annotated as F-box/kelch-repeat protein At2g44630-like. The record is from RefSeq and is a predicted model, not a curated record. NCBI's taxonomy places the organism in Eukaryota, Viridiplantae, Streptophyta, Magnoliopsida, Brassicales, Brassicaceae. Gene Ontology annotation, molecular function: protein binding.